AUUCACAGUCUAUUGGUUUCUCUACCUGCCUUCCUCACCUCCGACGAGCUUUCUUCCUCUCCCUCGUUUACCAUAACCUUUUCUGUUUUCCCUAUUCAUCAAGAUGUACAAUCCACAUUCAGCGUACAAAUUCUUCAGUUGUUUAGCAACCCAGAGUUUCUAUUAGGGUCAAAACUUGCAAAUUAAACUUCCUUGUAUUCCUUGCAAAGACUGGAAAUGGCAUAUGAAAUGCUCUGGGGCUAGCAUGUUCUAAGCCUCUAGCAAUAUGAAAGAAGAUUCAGGUUUCUGGGUGGAGGAAACUAAAGAUCAGUUCUCCUUUCCAUUAAAAAGAAAAAGGAGUUUUAAAUCAAAAAAAUUAGUAUUUGUUGGAUGGGGAUCCAAACCUUUGAUUGAAUUUCUACAAUCAAUUGGUAGAGAAACUAGUAGAGAGUACUCUAGGCAUGAGGUGAAUGGCAUUAUCCUUGAUUAUGUAAAUUCUAAUAACCUUCUUAAUCCACAAAAGAAGAAGAGAAUAAAUUCUAAUAACCUUCUUAAUCCACAAAAGAAGAAGAGAAUCUUAUGUGAUGAAAGACUUAAGACUCUUUUUGGAAAGAAAUCAAUUCCUAGGAUUAAGAUUUAUGAUUUGUUGGAAGUGCACUUCAUUGAGAAUCGUGAUGACUCAGACGAAGAGAACAGUUUAGCACAGGAGGAUGCAGAAGAGGGGGAUGGUUAUUUGGUAUCAAAGGAAAGGAAGACAUCAAUACCCCAAAAGAGGAAAGUCCAGGAGGCUCCAAAAAGCUGUUUUGCAGCACUGACUUCUCAAAAUAUUAAGCUUAUUUAUUUGAAAAGGACCUUACUUCAGAGUCUCUUGAAGAGCGAUGAGAGAUUUGAAGAUAAAGUAGUGGGCAGCUUUGUGAGGAUCAAAUCUGAUCCAAAUGAUUUCCUCCAGAAAAAUUCUCACCAGCUUCAGCAAGUUACAGGUGUCAAGAAGACAUUUGGGUCUGGAGAUGCUGGUAUGGAAACUUACCUUCAGCUUUCAAAUUGGACAAAAGAUGUUCUCAUAUCUUCAUUGUCGGAUGAUGACUUCUCAGAGGAAGAAUGUGAGGAUUUGCAUGGAAGAGUAAAAGCUGGCCUGCUCAAGAGACUUACUGUUGUGGAGCUAGAAUUAAAGGCCCAUGUUCUACAUGAGGAUAUGACCGAACAUUGGAUUGACAAAGAAAUCAAAAUGUUACAAAGGCGCAUCGAUCAUGCGAAUGAAAAGGGAUGGCGGAGAGAAUUGUAUGAGUACUUGCAGAAAAGGCAGCUGCUCAUGACAAAAAGUGAGCAAGAAAGAUUGUUGUCAGAGAAGCCAAAGGUAGUAGCUGAAGAACUAGAACCUGAAGCCACAAAGGCAGGUGCUUCAGAAAGAGAUGAAGAAAAAAGUGGCUCUCCAGAACCUGAGCAGACUAGACUUUUUGGUGAGAAUCUAAAGGUAGAAGCUAAAGAACCAGAAAAGGAAACUAUGCCGUUGGAUGCUCCAGAAGAACCAGAAAAGGAAACAAUGCCUUUGGAUGCUCCAGAAAAACCCGGAAAGGAAACUAUGCAUUUGGAUGCUCCAGAAAAACGCGAAAAGGAAACUAUGCCAUUGGAUGCUUCAAAAGAAGUGGGAGCAGUCAAGUGCUUCACAGGAUCUACUCUUAGGGGGCCUUCUGAUUUACUUGCUGCAGGUGAGAAAGUUAGAUUUGAAGUUUGUUUACGAACGUUGGACAACUCUUUGGUGAGGCAUAUGGAUUCAUCAAAAGAUCCUACUGAUAAUAGUACUACCCAGGGUACUGGUUCUACUCAAGAUAGUGAUACUAUUAAGACGAGAGGUGCGACUCAUAUGAAAAAAGUCAUUCAAGGGCGUGUAACUUCAGGAAAGAAGGUAGUUCAAUUUGAUGGAGGGCAUCCUGUUGGGUUAAUUGGCGCGGAAUUUAAAAGUUAUGUUGCAUUAGCAGCACGUGUUAACAUUCAGAUCACAAUAGAGUCAUGGCUUAAGGUCCCAGACGAGACUAAGGACCUUAUUUGGGAAGAUAUUCUGAGUAUUUACGAUAUUCCCAACACAAAUAUUAUGAAGGAGCGUUGGAUACAAUAUGUGGGUCAACGAUGGAAAGAUUUUAAAACAAAAUUGGUCAGCAAGUAUAUAUAUGGUACUUUGUCACAUAAGAACCCAUGUGAAAAAUACUCAUUCCUUGAUCAAGAGACAUGGAAUGAGUUUGUUAAGCUUCAUACAGGUCCAGAAUAUGAGGCAAAAAGAAAAAAACAUCAAGAAAUACAAGCUAAGAAUGUUCAUCCACAUAGUUUAUCUCGAGGAGGUUAUCAGAGAUUGAAAAAAGUUAUGAUGGAUGAGAAGAUGAAAGAACAACAAGAAAUUGUAGAUUCAGAUCCAUCACAUACAAUUAGUCCUCCAUCUCCAUGUAGACACGAAAAAUGGAAGAGGGCAAGAAUUGAUAAGUCGGGAAAUUUUCGCACUGAAGCGACUAGAAUUGUCGCAGAAAAAAUGGAUUCGCUCGAGUUGCAAGCUUCUCAAGGAGAAUUCGUUGCGUCAGGAAGACAUGAUAUAUUGUCUGUUGCGCUAGGUACUGAUGAGCAUCCUGGGCGUGUUAGAGGCAUGGGAAGAGGACAUGGCAUUAAAAGUGUAUUUGGUCAUGCAAAACGUCCGCCUCAAAUGCCUACAGAAGCAGUUAAACAAAUGGUUGAUUCUGCUGUUGCUGCUGUUGAAGCACGAUUUGAAACACGGAUUGCUGAGAUGAUGAAACAAUUUAGUAAUAUGCAGACUCCUCUUCAGCAGGCUGCACAAUCAAGGCAAGAGGAUGACAUAUGUGAGCAUGUUGUGGCACAAGAUGACAGUCAAAAAUCUAGUUCCCCAGAUCCUUUUGUUGAUUUACCUACUUUAGGAGCACGAUGUCAAUUGUACUUGGAAGACCCCAUUAGACAUCUAGUCGGAUUUGGGAUAGCUUACACUGGUGGACAAGUUAAUGGCGUUGCACUAAAUGCAAAUCAAGUGAAGGUGUGCGUAGACAAAAUCAUUGAUUCAACUGCAAAUGUACCAUUCCCCACUAGUGAAGUUCAGCUUUUAGAUGCUGCAUUUCAACACUUUAUUGUUUGGCCAAAGAACCUGGUAGAGUUAUGUACUCAAGCUGAUAAGUUAAAAGGAAAGACCAAAUUGACUUUUGAAUCUGUUGUGGAAUCUCAUCAUCAUGAAUUGACUUUAGCCGAUCCGAAUUCUUUGAGUAAUACAUGCAAAAAGGUAUACAAAAUUGCAUGUAGCCUUGAACACAAUCUUGUGAUGCAUAUGCCUCGUGGUGUUGUGGGCAACAUUGAUUAUGAGUUACAGCUUGAGAGUUUGGAGAUCAUGCGCUUCUUGAAUAUGGAGACUUUAGAUAUUUCUCUUUUUCAGUUCUUUAUAAGGAGUAUUUAUAAAGAUUUUGGUUUGGCAUCAAAAUCUAUGUAUGGCUUUUUAGAUCCAAAUUUGAUUCAACCGAAAAUGAUGACUAGAGAUGAGAGGAUAACGUAUAUAAAUGACACCAUGCAAUAUGGGAAAAAAAAUUGCUAUUUAGCCCCAUAUGUUUUCAAUGGACAUUGGGUGUUGAUUGCGAUUUGUCCCCUAUUGUAUGAAAUCUAUUGGUUUGAUUCCAUUGGUCGUGAGCCAUGUGAGGAUAUUAAAGAGAUAAUUGAAACAUGUGUGAAGACAACAAACAUAUUAAGUCGAAAGAAAGCAAGUCGUCAACCAAAAUCGAUUAUAUGUUCGUGUGCUAUACAAAGAAGAACUACUGAAUGUGGAUAUUAUGUGAUGAAAUUUAUGCUGGAAAUUAUUUCCUCGGUAGCAUACAAGAGAAUGGAUAAGAAUUUGGAGAGACAAGGGAGAUUGCCCUACAAUCAACAAGAUAUUGAUGAAGUUAGAGACAUAUGGUGCAAGUUUUUUAUUGAUGAAUGGGUUGAUAAAUUACUUCUUUAAUUUGAUAAAUUGUGAGAUUUAUGUUAAAUACUUGUUAAUAAUUGUAGUUUCAAAGUAGUAUUAAUAAUUGUAGAAUUUAUUUGUUUGAUUA
Messenger RNA from Ipomoea triloba (trilobed morning glory), 4046 nucleotides. RefSeq lists its product as uncharacterized. The transcript is spliced from 19 exons. The coding region runs from base 266 to 3955 and encodes 1229 amino acids. Gene Ontology annotation, biological process: proteolysis. Gene Ontology annotation, molecular function: cysteine-type peptidase activity; DNA binding. NCBI's taxonomy places the organism in Eukaryota, Viridiplantae, Streptophyta, Magnoliopsida, Solanales, Convolvulaceae. The record is from RefSeq and is a predicted model, not a curated record.